CACUAAAAUUUUUUGAUCUUCACAGAACUGAACUUUUCAACAAACAUUUGUUUCUGGAUGCAGAAAGACAUAUACAAAUUCAAUGGAAAAAACAUAGCCACCCUUUUAUCACUUUCCAGCUCUACUCUGUGAUAGAAUAGAAUUAUAUCCCUCAGAUAAUUGACCGGAUAUCGGGUGACAAAAACACAGCUAUUGUUAUCACCCUUGACCAGCACUUUCGACCCUUCCCCAUUGACAUUUUCAUUCACAGAGUCAUCAAUAUUCAAAAAGCUACUGAACGACUGCUCCUAAGAAACCCAGCCACUAAAGUGAUCCUUAAGAUGGAAAACAUUAGGGAGAUGCACAUAGAUACAGAGAGGUUUGAAGACUUCCAUGGUUAUAUUCAUCUUAUCAUGAAGGACAUUUUCAAUGUUCUCAAUGUAGGUGUCAUUGAUGCCUGGGACAUGACCAUUGCAUAUGGCACCAAUAAUGUCCAUCCACCUGAUCAUGUGAUUGGAAAUCAGAUUAAACUGUUCUUCAACUACAUUUGCAAAAACCUAAAUAUAGAAAAUCCCUAG
Molecule: messenger RNA, 557 nt
Organism: Hipposideros armiger (great roundleaf bat)
Lineage: Eukaryota; Metazoa; Chordata; Mammalia; Chiroptera; Hipposideridae
Product: NXPE family member 1-like
Source: RefSeq, a predicted model, not a curated record